This is a messenger RNA of Ostrea edulis (European flat oyster), 1971 nucleotides long. RefSeq names its product loricrin-like. Bases 1 to 1971 code for a protein of 656 amino acids. The transcript is spliced from 17 exons. Lineage: Eukaryota; Metazoa; Mollusca; Bivalvia; Ostreida; Ostreidae. The record is from RefSeq and is a predicted model, not a curated record.
AUGAGCUCAAUGGCUUAUCCAGUUACAAAAACAAAGUUCAUAGAUCGACACAUUCCAGUCUACAAAAGGAUUCAUAUACCCAUUAUAAAAAAGAUUCCUGUAAUCCGGACCGUGAUAGUCAGAGAGAAAAUUCCUAAACCAGUUCCCGUUCCCAAGGAAAUAAUCAGGACAAUCACAAAGCGAGUUCAUGUGCCAGUUAUCAAACACGUCCCGGUUACCCGUCGUGUUCCUGUCAUUUAUGAAGUCCCUGUGGACAGACCAGUACCUGUAGAGAAACCAGUGAUUGUGGAGAAACCAGUCCCGGUCCCAAAAGAAGUACCUGUUCCCGCACCUUUCCCAGUGUUUCCAAAAGAACAAGUUGGAAAACCAGCAGAUGGAGGCACUGUUGUUGUUGAUGCUGGAAAAAGCGGUGGAAAAUUUAAUGACUUCGGUGUCCAAAUUGGUGGAGGAGGCAACGUUAACACUGGAAUUGACCCAAGAAUUGGAAAAAACAUAGGAGACAGAUUUGCGGGAAGAGGAAUUGAUGUUAAUAUGAAGGACAUUGAUUUGAAGAUUGGUGGUGGAGGAAUUGAUCCUGGUUUCAAUCGGCCAAUAGGUGGAGGUGGAAUAGAUCCCGGAUUUAACCGCCCAAUAGGUGGAGGUGGAAUAGAUCCAGGAUUUAACCGCCCAAUAGGUGGAGGAGGAAUUGAUCCUGGUUUCAGCCGGCCAAUAGGUGGAGGUGGAAUAGAUCCAGGUUUCAGGCGGCCAAUAGGUGGAGGUGGAAUAGAUACAGGUUUCAGCCGCCCAAUAGGUGGAGGUGGAGGUGGAAUAGAUCCAGGUUUCAGCCACCCAAUAGGUGGAGGUGGAAUAGAUACAGGUUUCAGCCGCCCAAUAGGUGGAGGUCGAAUAGAUCCUGGUUUCAGCCAGCCAAUAGGUGGAGGUGGAAUAGAUCCAGGUUUCAGCCACCCAAUAGGUGGAGGUGGAAUAGAUCCAGGUUUCAACCGCCCAAUAGGUGGAGGUAGCAUUGAUCCAGGUUUCAGCCGGCCAAUAGGUGGAGGUGGAGGUAGCAUUGAUCCAGGUUUCAGCCACCCAAUAGGUGGAGGUGGAAUAGAUCCAGGUUUCAGACGCCCAAUAGGUGGAGGUAGCAUUGAUACAGGUUUUAAUCUCCCAAUAGGUGGAGGUGGAAUAGAUCCAGGUUUCAGCCGCUCAAUAGGUGGAGGUAGCAUUGAUCCAGGUUUUAAUCUCCCAAUAGGUCGAGGAGGAAUUGAUCCAGGUUUCAGCCGCCCAAUAGGUGGAGGUGGAAUAGAUCCAGGUUUCAGCCGCCCAAUAGGUGGAGGUGGAAUAGAUCCAGGUUUCAGCCACCCAAUGGGUGGAGGGGGAAGAAUUGAUCCUAAUUUUAAUCAGCCAAUUAGUGGUGGAGGAAUCGAUUCUGGUUUUAAUAGACCAGUAAUUGGCAUUGAUCCUCAGCCACCUAUUGGUUCUGGAUUCAACCUUCCAAGCAGAGGAGUUGAUGGUGCCGUCCCAGUUGAUCCGCUGGUUGAUACUGGGAUAGGACCAACAAACACAGGUGUUGGAUUUGGUGGCUCCAUCAGUGGUGGUUUGGGUGUUGAACCAAACUUUGACCGUCCAUUCGAUAAUGGUUUCAAUGGUGUAGACAAUUCAUUCGGAGGAUUUGAAGUCAAUGGUAAUGGUAUUGGUGAUAAUGGUUUUGGAGCAUUUGAUGCCCAACUGAACGCUAUAGCCCAAAAUCAGGGUGGAUUUAAUGGCCAGGGUGGAGCCAUCGGACAAGGAAUUUCAGCUACUGAUUUGGGAUUACCUCGUGCACAAGGAUUUGGAGGACUCAGAUUUGGAGGUGGGCUUGACAAUGGAUUUGGAGAUUUGUCAAACCUGGGAAGAGGGUCCGUGGGUCAAGCAGGAAUAGCACCGGCUGCUUUUACUAGUCCAUUUGGUGACAAUGGAGAUGCUUUGAGGACAAUAUCUCCCCUGAACUGA